GCAAUGUUUAGUGACCAACAUAUUGAAGUUUGCUUUAACCAUAAUGGGCCCGGCAUAUUUAUGCCAGUCGACUCUGAAGGUAAAGUUAAACAGUCAACACUGGUCUCCCAGUUUCCGACGGCUACAGGCCUUAAGUACCAGAUUAACAGCAAAUGGAUGGCAGUACCAACAGAUGGAAGUGGGGGAUUUAUUAUACCCCACUCCAUAGACAAAUUAUUUGUCACGUCAAGCAAUGCUAAAGAAGAAGUUCGACAAAUUUUAUCCACUAAUAAUUUGGCAACAGAAGUAUCCAAAGUAUUUGGACAGUCUCCUCUCUCAAACCCAAAAUUCCUUACAAGCAGGAAAGACAUUAGAAAUAGCUACAAAGUACAUGUAGCAAAGAAGAAGGGUUUCCAGAAAACUUGUAAAGUCAUUUUUGUUAGUGAUGUACCACUCCCUUCUCUGUGGACAAGGAACUCAAUCAUUGUAGAAGGAAUUUUUACCCUAAACUCCUAUGAUUCUGAAUCAACAAUCAAGGAAAACCUUGCCACCUUGCUUCAACAAUCAACUGGUGGUUCAUAUACCGCAGACAGAAUAGUGUUUCUAUCCUACAGUGGUAAAGUUCUAAACCUGCCAUGUGUUCCACCUGGAUUCCAGUGGAAUGGGGAAUGUUUAAAAGCUAACAUUGGACAAGGAAAAUUGUAUGUCAUGGUCAAAGAAGACAAGAAGCAAUUGACAAUGAAUGAUGAGUCUGGUCAUUUAAGCUCUGAUGGUGAACUACCAGAUCCUUUACAAACCAGAAAUGUCUCUGCAUCUUCAGAUGUGAUUGAAAAAACUUUACAUGAAAGUCCAAAGGAUGGUAGACAUUCAGAAUCAUCCACUUCUGCAGUUUCCACACCCUUUGUUGAUGCGAAUGUUUCUUCAGAUCUUGCUCCUCUUGUACCUGUUCGACGUAAAAGGACUCUCAGAAGAGCAGCGCUUCGUUGUAAUAACACUAUAGCAACAGUUACUCAGCGGUCAGCAAGUGUCAGCACUGCAAGUGGUGGAGUGUGUGGAAUUCAGGACACAGAGACUGGUUCUCCAUGUAUUGAGAUAAUUGAUUCAGAGGAUGAAGAGCUACAGAGGGUAUUGGAAAGUAGCUUGCAAGAUUCUAUCUAUGAGGGUAAAUCAGUUGCUGGACGCCACUUGUCUGACAUAAUGAAGGAUUUCCUAAAGAAGAUAAAUAAAUUUGACAAGCAGGAAAUCAUUGUGAAAAGAAGCGAUGUGCUUGGAUCAGUGUUUAGAGCAUUGAAAAGACCGUCUUUUGAUUUAAUGUGCAAACUGUAUGUUAAAUUCAGUGGAGAACUAGGAAUGGACCAUGGUGGACCAAGAAGAGAGUUGUUCAGAUUGGCCAUAAAGGAGUUGGGAAGUAGCAGUAUGUUUGAGGGGUCUUGUGGAAACCGUGUACUGAGUCAUGACAUAAUGAAACUGAACCAAGGAUAUUACAAAUUAGCUGGGAUCCUUGUCGGUUUAAGUAUAGCCAAUGAAGGACCUUGUGUAACUCUGUGUAAGGAAUUCUUCUCUAUGAUGACCGGUGUUGCUGUAGAUUUACUUGCUCUUAAGCCAUGUCUUGUCCAGGAUGAGGAGUACAAACAAAAUCUGAUCAGUCUACAAAAUGUUAAAGAUUAUCAAGAAAGAGAUAUCUUUCUGAGUUCAAAAGGAGAAUGGCUUCUGGAGCAGGGGUAUACAGAAGCUUGGAAGUUGAAACCGAAAGACAUACCAGAAGUAGUUGGGAUUCUGGUGAAGAAUUUUAUUUUCUACAGGGUGUCAGCUGAAGUGGAACAGUUUUGUUCUGGUAUGAACAAAGUUGGAGGAUUAUGGGACCUGAUCGUGAAAGACCCCUUGCCAUGGGAGGAUGUGUUUUGUACACACAGAGCUGUUUCAAAGAAAUUCUUCAUUGAUGAAAUAGAAGUACAGCACAGUCCAGAAGGAUCAAAUAGGAGGAAGAGAGAAGAGGAAACCGUUUAUGCAUGGGAAAUCUUUCUUCAAGACAUUGAAGAGAAGCUGGUAGAUCUAAACUUUGAAGAUCUACUUUCAUUUAUAACUGGUGCGGGAGAGAUUCCUGUAAAUGGAUUCGAUUCGAAACUCUCCAUGCAGUUUUAUGACAAUGAUGAUGAGAAGCGACUGCCUUUCUCUUCUACAUGCUCAUUAACUUUCAGUCUGCCCCGGGGCUGCUCAUGUGAAUUGUUGCCAGCAAUGGUUGUUAGAGCAAUUAAGGAGUCACAAGGCUUCCAUAAGAUUUGAAUGAUAUAUUGAUGUCAAUUAAUGUCAGUUUUUUAUAUUCAUCUUAUAAGAAUGUGACAAGAUGUCCAAAGAUGUUCUGUUUAGGCUACAUGUGUAACCAGUCAAAUUUUACCUGUUACUUAGAGCAGCUCCCAUGAUGUAUUUUCAGCAUUGAUUGUUAGAGCAUUGAAAGAGUCACAAGGUUUCCAUAAGAUUUGAAUGAUAUAUUGAUGUCAAUUAAUGUCAGUUUUUUAUAUUCAUCUGAUAAGAAUGUGACAAGAUGUCCAAAGAUGUUCUGUUUAGGCUACAUGUGUAACCAGUCAAAUUUUACCUGUUACUUAGAGCAGCUCCCAUGAUGUAUUUUCAGCAUUGAUUGUUAGAGCAUUGAAAGAGUCACAAGGUUUCCAUAAGAUUUGAAUGAUAUAUUGACGUCAAUUAAUGUCAGUUUUUUAUAUUCAUCUGAUAAGAAUGUGACAAGAUGUCCAAAGAUGUUCUGUUUAGGCUACAUGUGUAACCAGUCAAAUUUUACCUGUUACUUAGAGCAGCUCCCAUGAUGUAUUUUCAGCAUUGAUUGUUAGAGCAUUGAAAGAGUCACAAGGUUUCCAUAAGAUUUGAAUGAUAUAUUGAUGUCAAUUAAUGUCAGUUUUUUAUAUUCAUCUGAUAAGAAUGUGACAAGAUGUCCAAAGAUGUUCUGUUUAGGCUACAUGUGUAACCAGUCAAAUUUUACCUGUUACUUAGAGCAGCUCCCAUGAUGUGUUGUCAGCAUUGAUUGUUAGAGCAUUGAAAGAGUCACAAGGUUUCCAUAAGAUUUGAAUGAUAUAUUGACGUCAAUUAAUGUCAGUUUUUUAUAUUCAUCUGAUAAGAAUGUGACAAGAUGUCCAAAGAUGUUCUGUUUAGGCUACAUGUGUAACCAGUCAAAUUUUACCUGUUACUUAGAGCAGCUCCCAUGAUGUAUUUUCAGCAUUGAUUGUUAGAGCAUUGAAAGAGUCACAAGGUUUCCAUAAGAUUUGAAUGAUAUAUUGACGUCAAUUAAUGUCAGUUUUUUAUAUUCAUCUGAUAAGAAUGUAACAAGAUGUCCAAAGAUGUUCUGUUUAGGCUACAUGUGUAACCAGUCAAAUUUUACCUGUAACUUAGAGCAGCUCCCAUGAUGUAUUUUCAGCAUUGAUUGUUAGAGCAUUGAAAGAGUCACAAGGUUUCCAUAAGAUUUGAAUGAUAUAUUGAUGUCAAUUAAUGUCAGUUUUUUAUAUUCAUCUGAUAAGAAUGUAACAAGAUGUCCGAAGAUGUUCUGUUUAGGUUAUUAACAGUCAAAUUUUACCUAUUAUUUAGAGUAGACUAUUUAGAGAAAUGAAAAGACAGUGGGCACUUUAGAAUGUGCAUUGUAUUUACUUCAAUUUUUGGUAUACUUUAUGUAUUAUUUUAUAAUUUACUCCUGUACAAAACCUUACAAGGGCCUACUGUGUACAUGUGUGUGUUUUUAAAUGUUAGCUUUUGUAGACAUUUGAACUACAUUGCAUAAGAAUUAAAUUUAUUAAGUGAAAGAGAAUUUAGAUCCAUGGUAUAUAUAAUGGAGGUCGUCCAGUUCAUUUCUCAAGUCCCAUUUCUUUAAGAACUAUUAUCUUCAAAAUAUUUGAGAUGAUUUAAAUUAUGCAUUUUAUUUUUUUGUUCAUGAAAUUACUUUUACACAUUAAUAGAAGAACACAAAGAUUCUGGCCAUUCCAAGUUUUUUCUUUCUUUAGCAUCCACCCUAUCUUUCUGUAUGGAAAAAAAUACACAAGUUCAUAGGGGAGGGGGGGGGGUCACAAUAUUUUAAACACAAUUCUAGAAUUUCUAAUCAUUUGAGAAUUCUUGCAUUGCAGAGAUCUCCUUUCAUUGUAACUAUAGUCAAAAUACUAGUUUAUUAAAACAGAAUAUUUUUGGUACGCCCAUUUUAUAUUUUUUAAAAUAAGAAACCGAUCUCUCAAGAGUAAGUUGCCUUUCAAAGAUUAUUGUAUUUGUCAAUAUUAAUUUGUGAUUGUUUUUAAUUUUACAUGUAUAAACUAAAAAAGAAAUCUGUCUGUAGAUGCUAAACAUAGAAAUAACUUGGAAUUGCCUAUUAUUGUUGUGUACUUGAUAUGCAAAUUUGAACAAGGAGAUGAAGUGAGCAAUGUUUCCCGAAUUGGUCUUUCUUUCUUAUGUGUACAGUUGGUACAUUUUUUGUUGGACAACUGAAUUGGCAAUUCACAGUAUCUCAUGUUCCUUUUUUUCCAUGAAUUACUCUCAUUUUCAUGAUUGCAUGAAGAAACAUGAUAUUUUACAUUUUGAAGUUAAUAAGUUGCAGGCCAAAUUUCUCAGUGAAUAUUAUAUUUGCAAUAUGUUUAAAUUUUUCAAAAUGCACACAAAUCAUUUUUACAUACUGGAAUAGAUUAAGCAAAUCAUAAUCAAGUUAAAUGUUAGGGUUGGGUUGUUCAUUAAGAAUUUUUGGUGCAAGAGAGUUUUUUGCUUAAUUAAGUACAUUACUAAGCUAUGAACCUCCAUCCCCCCCCCAAAAAAAAAAAUGGAUAAAAAUACAUUUUUACCUGAGAGUUUGUAUUUUUUUUUUUAUCAAUGUAUUUUAAAAAUUCACUAAUUGUUUUAUUAAAAAAUGAUAAAAACAUUUUUGACAAGACUUUUUCAUAAAAAUAUAUUUAACAACCUCAGUAAACAAAGUUUCGGGGGUGUAUGGUUUUUGUCCUGCCUGUCUGUCUGUUUGUCUGCAAAAACUUGAACGUUGCCCAUAACUUUUGAUUAAGUGGAGCCAAGUCUUUAAUAUUUAACAUGUGUAUUCCUUGUGACGAGACCUUUAUUUGGAUACCACCAAAUUUGACCUUAGCGUUUGACUGAAUUUUACAUGAAAAUUUUAACAUUUUCUUUGGUCAUAUCUUUUGAAUAGUAGAUACCAGGACAAUUAAACUUCACAUAUAUAUUCUUUGUUGUAAGGCAUUGCAUUGGAUACCAACAACCUUGACCCUUUGACCUUGUAGAUUUCAGUACUUGUGAAAAAACUUUCACCUUGGCUAUAACUUUUAAUCGGUAUGGGAUAGGGAUUUCAUACUUCAUAUAAGUAAUCCUUGUGAGAAGACCCUUCAUUGGAUACCAGUAACUUUGACCUUGACCUUUGAGUUUGACCUACUUUAAAAAAACAAACCUUUUAACUUUGACUUUUAAGGGUUAGGGCUAGUGCUUUCAUACUUUACAUAUUUAAUUCUUAUGACAAGACCUUUCAUUUGUUAACAAGAACUUUGACCUUGGAAUUUGACCUACUUAAAAAAAAUUAACCCUUGGCCAUAACUUCUGAAAGUCUAGGGCUUCCAUGCUCUACAUAACUAUUCUGUGUGACAAAACUUCUUAAUGGAUACCAAUUAUCUUGACCUUUUAACAAUAGAGAUUUUUAUACUUAUUGAAAAAUCUUAAACAUUGGUUUACUUUCAAAUUUCACCCUUGAUUUCCAGUGCGAAUACCCUAUUUUUGGUACCAAUUAAUCAAAUUUGCAUUUAAGAAAAGUUCAGUCUUUGCUAUUACCAUACAGGGGCAUCAGUGUUUCACAAGCACAUCUUGUUCUAGUUAUUUUUGUGACAUUUUUGUAGUUUAUGAAAACUUAGUACAUUAAAGGCACUUUAAAACUC
This is a messenger RNA of Saccostrea cuccullata (small rock oyster), 5882 nucleotides long. RefSeq lists its product as uncharacterized. Gene Ontology annotation, molecular function: ubiquitin-protein transferase activity. Bases 4 to 2262 code for a protein of 752 amino acids. The record is from RefSeq and is a predicted model, not a curated record. Lineage: Eukaryota; Metazoa; Mollusca; Bivalvia; Ostreida; Ostreidae. The transcript has 12 exons. Gene Ontology annotation, biological process: protein polyubiquitination.